CGCCCGAGCCGCCGCAGGAGGAAGGUGCUGCUGGAGGAUGCGCUGCGGCGCCAGGGGCCCGGCUCGCAGAACGUGACAGCCUCGCCGGCCCCCUCCCCUACCCCGCUGCGGCCCGCGGGGGCACCGAGCCCGCUGCCUCGGGAGGCGCCAUGUCCAAGAUGCCGGCCAAGAAAAAGAGCUGCUUCCAGAUCACCAGCGUGACCACGGCGCAGGUGGCCAGCAGCAUCACGGAGGACACGGAGAGCCUGGAUGACCCCGACGAGUCCCGCACCGAGGACGUCUCCUCCGAGAUCUUCGACGUGUCGCGGGCCACUGACUAUGGUCCUGAGGAUGUGUGUGAGCGGAGCUCUUCUGAGGAGACCCUCAACAAUGUGGGUGAGGCUGAGACUCCUGGGACGGUGUCCCCCAACCUCCCCCCGGACGGGCAGCUGGUGGCCUCAGCCCCGGGAGGGGCAGCAGCUGCCAAUGGGGGGGCUGUGCCCAAAAGCACUGCGGUGCCCCCAGUGGCCCUGGCCCCAGUGGCAGGGGGCAGCAGUGUCCAGGUUCUGUCCUCUGCAGCAGGAGCUGCUGCUCCUGGGACCGUGGCAGCAGCCGUGUGUAGUUCGCGCUUCAGGGUGAUCAAGCUGGACCAUGGCACAGGGGAGCCCUAUAGGCGGGGCCGAUGGACGUGUAUGGAAUAUUACGACCGGGACUCGGACAGUGGUGGUGUCCUGGCUAGGACUGGAGAUUGCAUUAGACACAGCAGCACCUUUGAUCAGGCUGCUCAAGAAAGGGACAGUGGGCUGGGUGCCACGGGAGGCUCUGUAGUGGUCUCAGCCGUGCCAUCCUCAGCACACGGCUCUGAGUCUAUAGCUGACAGCUCCCUUACUGCUGUGUCACAGCUGCUCCAGACAGAGAAAAUGAACCAGCCCUCUCCACAGCAACCUAAUUUUGUCAUUGGGCAGCAGCAGCAGCCUGUAGGCGGGGCCAUGCCACAAAGUACUGCUCAGCCCAUGUAUUCUGGGGCUCCAGUAGCAAGUCAGCAAAUGCUGGUGCCGCCGCAGCAAUCCCAGCCGCAGGUAAAUGCACAGAGCGUUGUACAGGCUGGAACCAAUGGGAAAGGCAUGCCACCUCCGAAUGUAACGAUCACCCAGCCUAGCCUGACCGUACCGCAGCAGCAGGUGCAGCCAGCAAAUGUCCCUGUGAGUCAGCCUCAGCAAUUUGCUUAUUCUCAACCCCAGAUUCCUUCAGUACAUCUACUGCCGACACAGCCUUCUGGCCAGGCAGAAUACAUGCAACACAUGACAGUUAUACAGUCUCAAGGAACUAUCCCACAAGCUACUACAAGCUCUGUUCCAAGUACUGGGGCUUCCAGCCUUCCUGUGGGCCAGGUGGCUGCCCAGAAUCCCUCACCAGUGGGAGCACCAAUGAUGGGCAUUUCGCCACAGCCUGGUGAAGCAGUGGGACAGGGAUCAGGAUUAAUGCAGAGUGGCCAGGCACCUCCUAGUCAGACAGCCAUUCCCCAGCAAGGAGGUGUGGUGCAGCAAAGCAUUGGACCUACAGGGAUUGUGCAACAGAAAUCUAUGACUCAGCAUCAAAUGGGUGGAAGUAGUCAAGUGUCUGGAAUGCCUAGUGCUCCUCAUACCAUAGUCUCUGGAGUUCAGAACGUGCCUGCAGUUGUGCCCGGUACAAGUGUGCCUAGUGUGUCUACCACUUCUGUUACUAUGCCAAAUGUCCCUGUUACUCUAGUUCAGUCACAACUGACCAGCCAUACAUCUGUAAGUAGGAGUACCAGUGUUGUCCAACAACAUGUUGGACAUUCAGUAAUGCAAGGCACAUCUAAUGUACCUACAAAUCUGCCACAGUCUAAUAUUGGACAGUUUCAGACUCAAACGCAAACCUUAGCAGGUCAAAUUGAUGAUACUAGAAGAAAAUCAGAACCCCUACCUCAGCCACCACUUUCUCUCAUUGCUGAAAAUAAGCCUCACGUGAAGCCUCCCGUUCCGGACACUUUAACGAAUCCUCUUCACUUACCUGCAAGUACUCCUAUGAACAGUUUUGCCAGCUCUGUAUUUGGCAUAUCUAUUCCCGUUGAUGGUGAUGAAGACAGUGCAUCUGGUGCAAGUGUUGUAGCCAUUGACAACAAAAUAGAACAGGCAAUGGAUUUGGUGAAAAGCCAUUUGAUGUAUGCAGUCAGAGAAGAAGUGGAAGUCUUGAAGGAACAAAUAAAAGAAUUGGUUGAAAGAAACUCUUUACUUGAACGAGAAAAUGCACUGUUAAAAUCCCUUUCAAACAAUGAUCAGUUAUCCCAACUUUCAACCCAACAGGCCAAUCCUAGUAGCACUUCACAACCGCAAACAGUGAUAGCACAGCCUCCGCAGCCAACACAACCUCCGCAGAAGCCGAAUGUUUCCUCAGCAUAAAGCUUUCUUGCCUCAUUAAGAAAAAACUGAAAGCAAUCUGUCCUUGUGUGCCACUGGUGUUCUUUCCACUUUAUAUGAAAGCAAGUAGCCAUGCUUCAGUUGUGUGUUUGGCCUUUUCAGUAUUAGACAAUCAUUCUGCAAGAGCUUUUCCCUCACUUUGAGAUGUUAUGCAGCGCAGUUGGUGUUCAGUUAUGUCAUCAGUGGACAAGGGAAAUGGUAGAAGGAGUUCUUAAUGCAAAGAGUCUGCAUUUAUUGGGUGCGCAUGAGUGGGGUCUUUAAGAGCUUUGGUGGCUCCCCAAGUUUCCGUUUUCCAUGGAUUACUUUGAGCCUUGCUAUCUUGUAUAAGAAGUAACAAUUCAUCUUAAGAGCCACUGUUCUUUCAAUAUAAGUAACAUUUGCCUACAUUUAGUUUCAUUUAUUUGUUUUAUUUAUUACAGGGCUGCUAUUUUCAUAAUGUACAUGAACAAUGUCACAGAACUUUUUUUAAUUUUUUAAUAAAUGUAAGUAUCAGUAAAAUGAUAGACGGGAUUGCGUUUAAUAGAUACAAUGUUUAGGCAAUAAUUGAACAAAAGAAUCCUGGCAUAUUUCUAACACUAAUGGCAAUUUACCUUUGGUAUUUAUUUACGGUAGUAAAGACCCAGCUUGAAUGUAAAUUUUUGUAUAGAGUGUAAGUAUGAAGACCAUAGUGCAUCUGUACAGGUAGUCACCAGUUAUUGUGAUAUAAUAAAUAAUUGAUGGGCUAUUUUGAUGAAGAAAACUUUGCUCAUUUCUGUUUCUACUUUCUAAUAGAGAGAAAUUGCCAUGAUUCCUCUGCUUUUUGACAUUUCGUAUGAUUUUUUUUUUUUUUGGGUGGGAAUAAAAAGCUGUGAAAUUGUUCAACCUACUUUGUAACCAAAGAAGCAAAGCUGUGUAAUUGAGUUUUUAUUUUAUAAUGCACAUUCUUUAUGUAUUUUUAUUUAGUGUUUUCUCAUUCACAAUUUUUCUUUGCUGUCUAGCAUGAUCUGCAUGACCUAUAAUCUUUGAACCACUUUCGUACCUCAUGUUUUUAUCCAGCACUCUUAUUGUAAUAUGUAAUAGUCUGUGAAAAAAUGUCAAAUAAAGAACGAACGGCUGGUGUUGAUGGAGCUGAGCUAGUGUAGUACACACUAGUUGUUUAAAAAAAAUGAAGUGAGCCAUCUUUUGUUCAUUUAAAAUGGUGUUUUGAAUUUCGUAUGCAGAAAAUGUUUUGUUACAUUGCAGAUUUUAAUGUAUUUAAUAAAUGCAACAUGCAGAUUAAGUGCAGUGUAUACUGAGUAUUUAAAUUAAAAUGUACAUUUCAUAAA
Alligator sinensis (Chinese alligator) is the source of this 3724-nucleotide messenger RNA. RefSeq names its product TSC22 domain family member 2 (gene TSC22D2). The transcript is spliced from 3 exons. NCBI's taxonomy places the organism in Eukaryota, Metazoa, Chordata, Crocodylia, Alligatoridae. Gene Ontology annotation, biological process: regulation of transcription by RNA polymerase II. The record is from RefSeq and is a predicted model, not a curated record. Bases 150 to 2402 code for a protein of 750 amino acids.